AUGAAAACGUGGUAUUUCAUAUGGGGACUAUACGUGCUAAUAAACUUGGCCAAUAGUGAUAAGCGCAACUUUCGAAUUUACUUCGAUGAGUUCGCGGUAAAGUAUAAGGUGGAUGACAUUUUCGAAAAGAUGGAUUGUCAUUUGGUGCAAACCAAAAAUCGCAGCUUCGUCAACGCCGAAAUGAUACUAAAAAAGAAUGUUGCAGACUUAAAUGUUCGAGCAUUAAUGGAAUUUUGGAAACCAAACACUCAAAAAAAAACGAAGUUAUACGAUGUUCGUUUGAAUGGUUGCAACUUACUAGCAAGUAUAUACAAACAUCAACUUUUCAGCUCUUAUGUGAAGAGUUUUAAAAAGCAUGCUAAUGUUAUUUUGCUUUGUCCAUUUAAAGCGAACUAUAGUUACAAGAUGGUGGAUUGGUUUUUGGACGAAGACGAUCUGCCACCAUUUUCACCUGUUGGCAAAUUCCGUACGCUCACCGAAUAUUUUACUCAACAGCGAUUGGUAAUACGAAUUGUAGCACAUGGCGAAGUUAUGAUAAAGAAUUAACCUUUGAUAUUAAACUGCAUUAUAAAAAUCCAAAAAGCAAUGGAAAAAAACAGUUAUCCACACAAACAAAAAUUAAAUAAAAAAGAAUGGAAAAAAUAACUAAA
Drosophila rhopaloa is the source of this 650-nucleotide messenger RNA. RefSeq lists its product as uncharacterized. The record is from RefSeq and is a predicted model, not a curated record. NCBI's taxonomy places the organism in Eukaryota, Metazoa, Arthropoda, Insecta, Diptera, Drosophilidae. The transcript is spliced from 2 exons. Bases 1 to 546 code for a protein of 181 amino acids.